This is a messenger RNA of Cylicostephanus goldi, 378 nucleotides long. The record is from the annotation of a GenBank genome assembly. Lineage: Eukaryota; Metazoa; Nematoda; Chromadorea; Rhabditida; Strongylidae.
GCCACACAUCGAUUUUAUAUCGCAUUUGAGAAUAGCAACUGCAAUGACUACAUUACGGAGAAAUAUUUCAGUCGAAUCUCCAAAUUACUGGUACCUGUUGUGAUGAAAAGACGAAUAUACGAAGGCGCAGGCCUUCCUAAGGAUUCCUUCAUAGCCGUAGAUGACUUCCAUUCUCUUGAGGACUUGGGAAAUUAUUUGAACUUUUUGCGUAAAAACGACACAGAAUAUCUUAGGUAUUUCGAAUGGACAAAGCACUUUCGAAAGCCUGACACCUAUGUGAGCAAUGCGCUCUGCAAGCUUUGCGAAGAUAUCUACAAAGCAAAAAAGCUGAGGGUAAACAACAUUAAGGAGUAUUAUGAAAAAAAUCAGUGCUUUUAG